Branchiostoma belcheri (Belcher's lancelet) is the source of this 2850-nucleotide messenger RNA. RefSeq names its product alpha-aminoadipic semialdehyde synthase, mitochondrial-like. Lineage: Eukaryota; Metazoa; Chordata; Leptocardii; Amphioxiformes; Branchiostomatidae. Gene Ontology annotation, molecular function: saccharopine dehydrogenase activity. The transcript is spliced from 12 exons. Gene Ontology annotation, cellular component: cytoplasm. The record is from RefSeq and is a predicted model, not a curated record. Bases 692 to 2083 code for a protein of 463 amino acids.
AAUUUCUGUCCUUCCGGAGUUUCACAACUUUUACGAGAACAAUUAAGUCUGACUCAUGGCAGAUUUCAGAGUCCAUAUCCUUCUAAGUAAGCAGCAGGAACAGGGAAGGUCGUGACAAAUACAUGUACGGUGCAUACAUGCAUGUAUAUACCAUGGAGUACGUACAUACGGUACGGCCUCAUGCACACGGAGAAAGACCGACAUUGCGUCAACGCUGUUUAGCCUUUUGUUGAUAUCACUUCUCAUGUCCAGGACGUCGGCUGCUACAGUCCCACCUAUUAGCACAUCAGAUCAACUGGGGAACGGUGGGUGGUUUUGAUCAUUAUCUUCGCCAAGAUGGUUAUUUUUUGGUAGCGUAUUUUUCACCAGAUAGCUUUGAAUAAUGUUAAGAGUUAGAUGUUCAAAGUUUAGGUGUAACAUGUUCCGUGUCAUAUACUAUUGGUAGCUAGCUGCAGCCGCGCCGCGUGCCUGUGAUGCUGGUAGGGCAGUGCUGUUCUAACGACUACUCGUAUAGUUUGUUUGAUUGGGUUGUUUGACUGUGUGGCUGUCAGUAUUGGCGCUUUGACAACAUCAGUUUGCCUGACAAAAAGUACCCAGACCGGUUAGACAUCAUAAAUUUCAGAACUGUGAGCUAUUCAACAUUGCAACUUUGUCUUACAGAUUUGUCUGGAGUGCCCAUAUAGACAGAAGAAUGCAGUUCGUGGCGAAUAACCGUCCCGUGCUCGGGAUCAGGCGGGAGGACUACAACAGGUGGGAGGCUCGUGCACCGCUCUCCCCCGCACAUGUGCAGAAGCUCGUCGACAGAGGGGUGAAGGUUCUGGUGCAGCCGGCCAGCAAACGGGCUUACAGCGGGAAGGAGUACCAGGCAGCAGGCGCGCACAUCCGCGAGGACCUGUCCGAAGCGUCCGUGAUUCUGGGAGUCAAGACGGUCCCUCCUGAAGAGCUGCUGCCCAACAAGACCUACGCCUUCUUCUCGCACACUAUCAAGGCUCAGGAGGCCAACAUGCCUAUGCUGGAUGCCAUCCUAGAGAAGAAUAUCCGGAUCUUUGACUACGAGAUGAUGCUGGACGAGGCCGGGGUGAGCCCUGUGGCGGGAGCGAUGGGCAGGCUCGCCGGCAUCUCAGGGAUGAUCAACAUUCUGCACGCCAUGGGGACUCGCCUACUGGCCCUGGGGAAUUACACGCCGUUUUUGAGGAUCGGCCCCACCCACAGUUACAGGAACAUCGAGAUGUGCCGCCAGGCCGUGAGGGACUGUGGGUAUGACCUUGCCCUGGGGAGGAUGCCGGAGUCCAUGGGGCCCUUGACCUUCCUGUUCACUGGGUCAGGUUACGUGUCAAAGGGUGCACAGGAGAUGUUGAAGGAGCUGCCUGUCCAGUUCGUUGAUCCUACCGAGUUGAGAGACGUUUGCGCUUCAGGCGACACGACCCGAGUUUACGCCGCCGUUCUGCGUCGCCACCACCACCUCCGACAGAGGGACUCCGGCCAGUACGACGAGAAAGAGUACACGGCACACCCGGACAGAUAUGUCUCCACGUUUGCCCAACAGUUCGCGCCGUACGUGUCGUGUCUGGUGAACGGCAUGUACUGGCCUCCCACCGCGCCGCGCCUGCUCACCAACGCCGACCUGCAGGGGCUGCUGGGAAACAACGCAACGGACAACGGAGGUCCCGGCGAAGUUCUCGGAUGUCCCCGUUUGCCCCAUCGACUGAUCGCUGUGAGCGACAUCUCGGCAGACGAGGGCGGGUCGCUGGAGUUCAUGACCCGAUGCACCUCCAUGGACAGCCAGUUUGAAGUGUCUGACGGCACAAAGUCUGUGCCAGGGAUCAUGGGAGACGGUGUUGUGGUCUGCUCGGUGGACAACCUUCCCGCGCAGCUGCCCCGGGAGGCGACGGACAUCUUCGGCGACCAGCUGCUGCCCUACGUCUGGGAAAUGCUCCACUCUAUGGCUGAGGUUCCCUUUGAGAGUCAAGCCCACCUGUUCUGCCGGACUCUCCAGGACGCCACAAUUGCCUCUAACGGGAAGUUGCGGCCGAAGUACGAGUACAUUUCGGAACUGCGUGCAUCGAAGAACAAACUGCAAUAAUCACUGGCUAGUUGGGGACAGUCCUGGCUAUAAGUCGUCAUUUGCAAACCAAAAUACACAGAUGAAGAACUAACAACUAAGCUUUAUUACUGACUUUUAGCAUUCCUCUAUACUGUAUCAGUCUGGAUCGAAGAACAAGUCGCAAUAGCUACUGGAUAGUUGUGAUAGCCCUGCCAAACCAGAAUGGACAAAUGAAUGAAAAUGAAAAACUACUGAACUCAUAAUUGCUAUUUACUGUAUACAUGCAUAUAUUUCUUGAUGGUUAAGUCGGAUGCACUCUGACUGGCGAAAAGCUGAGUCAAUAAUACGCCUUAAUCAACCAGCUCCUUAGACGUACAAUCCCUACAACCUCUGUAGUGGACGUCGUCACCAAACAAUGAUCAGCUAGCAAAAGCAGUAAAUACUAUGUCCUUCAUUCCACGAUCCUUAAGACUAGCUGCUCUAUGCUAUUAAAUGACAACUAGUUCUCUAUAGUUGUAUUCAAUUCCAUUUUACACCAAUGACCCUUGUGGAGAUAUCGCAAUGUUAAAAUUCCUCCUCUCUUGUAAUCCUCGCACUGAGUUAGGUUUGUCUGAGCUAAACUGUAACACGCGCAGACGUACGCGUGACUGUUGCUUUCAUCAGAAACAUGUUUGUAAAGACUUUGAAUCUGAAAAUCUGAAUCUGAAUUCUCUUGUCUUUCCCAACUACAGUAUUGUUGAUUAGUAUUACAUGUAUAUGUAUCUUGGCACCAUUGUGGAUUAGUAGUAGUCCUUGGGCCACACAGC